AUGAAGUUCAUUGUUGUGCCGCGGUUUGACUGGGGCCCGGAGGUGAACCGCAACACCAGUCACUAUAUCCGUCCCGACGACAACACUACCCUGCUGCAGCCGGCGGGACACAGCGCCAGUGGCUGUCGGCCCUUCCUGCUGGUCGUCGUCUCGUCGGCCGUGAAAAACUUCCCGGCCCGGAACGCCAUCCGGCUGACGUGGGGAGCGCCGGCCAAUCUGCCCGCCGAUGUCGUCAUCCGCUUCCUGGUCGGCACGACGGCCAACGGCUCGCUGGUGGAGAACCUGAUUGCCGAGAGCGAGGUGCACGACGAUCUUGUGCAGCAGGACUUUGUCGACGUCUACAGUAACCUCACGCUCAAGACUGUCAUGAUGCUCAAGUGGGUCACCUCCAGCUGUCAGCCGAACUAUAUCCUGAAGGCAGACGAAGACAUGUACGUCAACAUCCCCCGGUUGCACGCGUACCUAAAGGCCGAGGGACGACCCGACCUCAUCACCGGCGCGCUCAUCUGUAACGCCGAGCCGAGGCUGGACAAGUAUUCGAAGUACUUCUCGCCGCGGUACAUGUUCGCCGCCCGCCGCUUCCCGGCGUACGUGUCGGGUACAGCGUACGUGCUGGGCAGCGAUUACGUGUUUCUCACCGGCAUCUGCGCCAGCAAGCUGGGCGUGCGGCCCACCGACCACGUGGGCUUCACCUUCUGGCGGCGCGCGAUGGAGCCGUGCGAGUUCAACGCCGUAAUGAUGGCGCACGAGCUGACGCCGGACGAGCUGCGUGCCAUGUGGCGGCGGCUGCAGGAGCCCGGUCUGGAGGCCGCAUGCGCAGCCGCCUCCCCACCGUACAAGCCGAGGAAGCUGGUCAAAUGCCGCCGGUGA
Molecule: messenger RNA, 870 nt
Organism: Pollicipes pollicipes
Lineage: Eukaryota; Metazoa; Arthropoda; Thecostraca; Pollicipedomorpha; Pollicipedidae
Product: beta-1,3-galactosyltransferase 1
Exons: 4
Coding region: 1-870 (289 amino acids)
Biological process (GO): protein O-linked glycosylation
Cellular component (GO): Golgi membrane
Molecular function (GO): hexosyltransferase activity
Source: RefSeq, a predicted model, not a curated record